Molecule: messenger RNA, 654 nt
Organism: Anopheles marshallii
Lineage: Eukaryota; Metazoa; Arthropoda; Insecta; Diptera; Culicidae
Gene: snf
Product: U1 small nuclear ribonucleoprotein A
Exons: 1
Coding region: 1-654 (217 amino acids)
Biological process (GO): mRNA splicing, via spliceosome
Cellular component (GO): U1 snRNP
Molecular function (GO): U1 snRNA binding
Source: RefSeq, a predicted model, not a curated record
AUGGAUAUCCGACCAAACUACACAAUCUACAUCAACAACCUGAACGAGAAGAUCAACAAGGAGGAGUUGAAAAAGUCACUCUACGCGAUUUUUUCCCAGUUCGGCCAAAUACUAGAUAUCGUCGCGUACAAAACGCUGAAAAUGCGCGGCCAAGCGUUUAUCAUCUUCAAGGAAAUCUCCAGCGCAACGAAUGCGAUGCGUACGAUGCAAGGUUUCCCGUUCUACGACAAACCGAUGCGCAUCAACUACGCUAAAACCGACAGCGAUAUGAUUGCGAAGCUGAAGGGAACCUUCCAGGAGCGGCCGAAGCGCGUGCGGCAACCGAAACCGGUGCAGACGGCAGACGACAAAAAGGCGAAGAAAUUGAAAAGUGCCGGUGAGGUGGGAGCGACAAACAAUUCGGCCACCGCCGAGCAGCCGCCGAACCAAAUCCUGUUCCUUACGAACUUGCCGGAGGAAACGAACGAGAUGAUGCUGUCGAUGUUGUUCAAUCAGUUCCCGGGUUUCAAGGAGGUUCGUUUGGUACCGAACCGGCACGACAUUGCGUUCGUGGAGUUCGCGACGGAACUGCAGAGUGGUGCGGCACGAGAAGCUCUGCAAGGAUUUAAGAUUACUCCGACCCAUGCGAUGAAGAUAUCGUUUGCGAAGAAGUAA